Molecule: messenger RNA, 924 nt
Organism: Cylindrotheca closterium
Lineage: Eukaryota; Bacillariophyta; Bacillariophyceae; Bacillariales; Bacillariaceae
Source: the annotation of a GenBank genome assembly
AUGACGAGCAACAUGAGAUCAAUCCUCAACCUAGCAAUACUUGCGCUUUGGUCACUUUUCACGGCCAACUCGUUUGUCUUGAAGCCACCCUCGCUUCACACGGGUAGUUCUUCGUCUGUGUUGUCGGCAUCACAAGUGUUAUCAUCUGCCGAUGACAAAAGCGUGCCUGAAAUGGGAAAUGUUGGGUUUGUCUUGUUGGCUGGGGGAACUGGAAGUCGAAUGAAAGCCAGUAUGCCCAAACAAUACCUUCCACUACGAGGAGUACCCGUCUUGCACCACUCUUUAGAUCUCUUCCUCAAUCGAUUGCCAGAAUUCUGCAACGAAAAGGGUGUCGCCCCACCUGAUCACGUGGUUCUAGUUAUGGAUCCCUCUUAUCAACCGGAAUACCAACCUAUCGCUGAUAAGUACCCCGAGGGCAAGUUAUCUUUCGCUAACCCUGGGGUCGAACGUCAAGGUUCCGUCGAGAAUGGAUUGAACAAAUUGGUUGAGGUUUCGGGAGGAAAGGUCACUUUUGCCGCCAUCCAUGACAGUGCCAGACCAUUGGUGACCAUUGAAGAAAUCUGCAAUGUAGUUGGAGAUGCGCAAGAAAAUGGUGCUGCAGUGCUCGGAGUUCCUUGUAAGGCUACCAUCAAGGAAAGUGAAGACGGCGCCUUUGUGCAAAGGACCAUCCCUCGUGCUCGUCUCUGGGAGGUCCACACUCCUCAAGUAGUCAACAUUGAUACUCUGUUAAGGGGUUUCAGGAAAGUGGAGGAAGAAAACUUGGAAGUUACUGACGAUGUCUCCAUCGUCGAAGCCUUGGGAGAGCCUGUCAAACUUACCAGAGGAGAGUACACCAAUCUCAAAAUCACAACACCCGAAGAUAUGGAUGUGGCAGAAGCCAUACUGGAGGAGCGCAAGAGCAGUCCUGUUAACAUGCUAGCCUAA